GCCCCCCAUUACGUGCUGGAGCUCUCUGUGUCGCCCACCUUGAUCUUUGUUUCGACCGACAUGCUCCCCCGAAGAGAUCUGGUCAUGCACCAAGCCUACUUGGACGAAGUUUACGAGACGUCCGGAGCUCGCGAGAUGCAUUCGAAGAUUUAAAAAGACGCGCGCUUUACUUACUACGACACGCCAAGCCUCUUUCUGCACGCCGUGCUCUCGCCAAUCCACAUCUGCCACGUGUACAACCUCGAGGAGAGGUUCACGGACGGCCACAGACCGGUCGUGACAGCGAUGAAGGAAUUAGUGGAGCCUUACGUGAGGACUGUGCUUGACAGCUGGAUCAAGGUGGUGGAGGCACGUGCCGGGAACGUGCCAGACGAAGAGCAGGAUGCCCUUUUCCUGCGCGAUAUGAUCCUGCUGGACGGAAGCAUCAAGAGGGAUCCCGGAACGGCAGUGCUUCCCCGGACGCUGGGCCCGGAGCUAGGGGGCAAGAUCGUGGAUGCGCUUAUCAGAGGUGACCCGCGACAAGUGACACAGGCAGAGCACUACCAGCUCCAGCGGCCGCACUUCAGGCACUGGCUCGGUACGCGCACGUCGUGGGACGCAGCGACUGGGGAACUUAUUGACAAUUACGAGAUAUGGAGAAACGUUGAGGAGGUGGGGGCAGGAAUCGAUGGGGCCUUGAAGGUCGUCCAAGUGAAUACGCAUCACGUGCCACCAGUCAGCGCUGCUUCAAUGAAUCAGGGACCCUUGGUGUCCAAUUCGGACGUGCAUCAUGCGGACGGUGUCAGCAAGCAUUCGAGCGACAGCUGGUCGCACUACGCGCCAGGCGUUCCGUUCACGAAGAUCCCGGGAGACUGCGGGGAGCGCUUCCGCUUGGAAUUCCUCUUUCUGGCGCCCGACAACCGGUCGCGCCUGGGACUGGCGAUCGCUUACGACGCCCUGGGCAAAGCAUCUCGGGUGGUAAUGAACCGGGAGACUGUGUGGGGACAAGAAGACGAGCCCGUCAUGCGGUGGUCGACGGUAAGCGAGGCAUCAAUGGAGCGGAAUCGUCCACGUGGCAGGCUUACAGGCAUCGAGCACACCCUUUCCCCCGACCUGUUGCGCUGGGAGACGGCCGGCGACUGGAAGGGCUACGAACACCCAGUCGGGUCGCCGCUCACCGGGAAGCAACUCUCGACGGGUGAUUACGAGGUUAUUCAUUUCCCGGAAGGGUUAACGCUCUCCUUUCCGAAGUUUAUUGAGACGGGGAUGGGAGCUUUCCAUCUUUCGGCACAUUGGGCUCGCAGCGAGAGGUCGAUGUACCAGCAGACGGCUACUUAUGGAGCAGAUGGCGCCUUCCACAGCUCCAGGAAGGCGUGUUACACGCAAUGUACUUAAAUGUGUCUGAUGGCUUUUACGGCAGGUGUACAUAAGAGCUAAGCCGUUCUAAACCAAAAACGAGGUAACAUUUCGAAGAAAAGAGCGACACUUUACUUUGUGACCAUAGGGUUUGCCUGAUCUUUGCAGUGUGACCUUAGGAUUUGCUGCGCCCUUUAGAAGAGGUUGACUCUCCCUUCUUAGUUGAUUAUGGACGGCGUCAAACUGAUACUUACAACGUAGAAUCAUUAUUGAAAGGUGAUGAGUGAUGCUAGCUUAGAGCAGAUUUAAAGUUCGUUCAAUGAUGUUGUGUAGCUACAGUAGGGGGAAUCAGAACAAAUUCCCGCAGGCCGUACUCUGCGCCGGCGACCUAAUGCAGAUAGUACAGAACAUGAGGCAACACCAAAUUGAGAUUAUUUCUGUCUCUUAUCUCUGCAAAGUACUAAGAGC
Klebsormidium nitens is the source of this 1803-nucleotide messenger RNA. The record is from the annotation of a GenBank genome assembly. NCBI's taxonomy places the organism in Eukaryota, Viridiplantae, Streptophyta, Klebsormidiophyceae, Klebsormidiales, Klebsormidiaceae.